This is a messenger RNA of Pistacia vera, 1636 nucleotides long. Its product is annotated as probable galacturonosyltransferase 10. The record is from RefSeq and is a predicted model, not a curated record. Lineage: Eukaryota; Viridiplantae; Streptophyta; Magnoliopsida; Sapindales; Anacardiaceae. Gene Ontology annotation, molecular function: polygalacturonate 4-alpha-galacturonosyltransferase activity.
UGUGGUCUGGAUAGUAAAUAUUUGGGAUCCUGCUGUUUAGUGAUGUUAGCAUUGUCCUAUUGUAUCUUGUGAAACAUGUUAAAUUUUGCUAUCUCUUGUACUGAGAAUGGCAACUGCUAUACCUUUAAGUUUUACUAGGUCAUUGCAAAAGUUUAAGGAAAUUUGUGCUAUUCGUUCUUUUCAGAGAUCUGACAGGCAUGAGAGGAUAAUGGAAGGUCUGAACAUCACUGAUGAAAUGUUGAAUGCUAACUCAGUUACCAGGCAACUUACUGACCAGAUUUCUCUUGCCAAAGCAUUUGUCGUGAUUGCCAAAGAAAGCAACAAUCUUCAAUUUGCUUGGGAAUUAAGUGCCCAGAUCCGCAAUUCACAAUCCCUUCUUUCUAACGCUGCGACAAGACGAACUCCUUUGACAACCAGAGAAUCAGAAACUGCUGUCCGUGAUAUGGCACUUCUACUCUACCAAGCUCAGCAACUUCAUUAUGACAGUGCAACUAUGAUCAUGAGAUUGAAAGCCAAAAUUCAAGCUCUCGAAGAACAGAUGAGUGCUGUGAAUGAGAAGAGUUCAAAAUAUGGACAAAUUGCCGCUGAAGAAGUCCCAAGAAGUCUUUACAGUCUUGGUGUUAGGUUAACAACUGAAUGGUUUGGAAAUAUAAAUUUGCAGAGGAAUUAUGAGAGAAAGCAAAUGGAAGUGAAACUUAUAGAUAACAGUCUGUAUCAUUUCUGUGUUUUUUCCGACAACAUUUUGGCAACUUCAGUUGUGGUCAAUUCAACUGCUUUAAACUCAAAGAAUCCAGAUAUGGUUGUCUUUCAUCUUGUAACUGAUGAAAUAAAUUAUGCUGCAAUGAAGGCCUGGUUUGCUCUUAACAGUUUUAGAGGAGUAACUGUUGAGGUUCAGAAGUUUGAGGACUUCACAUGGUUGAAUGCUUCUUAUGUUCCAGUACUUAAGCAGCUUCAAGAUGCUGAAACACAGAGCUAUAUAUAUUUUUCUGGCAGUAGGGGUGACGGGAGGACUCCAAUCAAGUUUCGGAACCCUAAAUAUCUUUCUAUGCUUAAUCAUCUGAGGUUUUAUAUUCCAGAAGUUUUCCCUGCACUGAAGAAGGUAGUUUUUCUUGAUGAUGAUGUCGUUGUUCAGAAAGACCUGUCGGGUUUGUUUUCCAUUGAUUUGAAUGGUAACGUCAAUGGAGCUGUCGAGACAUGCAUGGAGACAGUUCAUAGAAAUGAUAAAUACUUGAAUUACUCUCACCCUCUUAUACGUGAAAAUUUUGAUCCUGAUGCCUGCGGAUGGGCAUUUGGGAUGAACGUGUUUGAUCUGGUUGAAUGGAGGAAAAGGAAUGUAACUGGUAUCUACCAUUACUGGCAAGAAAUGAAAAUAGACCGGACAUUGUGGAAACUCGGUACUCUGCCACCUGGACUUUUGACAUUCUAUGGCUUGAGAGAACCAUUGAGUCCUGCUUGGCAUGUACUAGGGUUGGGUUAUACAAAUGUUGAUCCUCAGUUGAUUGAGAAGGGAGCUGUGCUGCACUUUAAUGGAAACUCAAAGCCGUGGUUGAAGAUUGGAAUGGAGAAGUACAAGCCCUUGUGGGAGAAGUAUGUUGAUUAUAACCAUCCUCUAUUACAACAAUGCAACUUUCACUAA